This is a messenger RNA of Staurois parvus, 314 nucleotides long. NCBI's taxonomy places the organism in Eukaryota, Metazoa, Chordata, Amphibia, Anura, Ranidae. The record is from the annotation of a GenBank genome assembly.
UUAGGUGUGAGUUGCUCAUUAACAUUUCUUUUGUUUCCAAGGGUGGGAAAGGUGUCUGGUGGAGUGAGACAUUAAGGGUGGGAGAGGUCUGAGGUGUGAAUUGGUCAUUACAAUGUGUGACAAGCUUGGUAGGAACGCUUCAAAACGCUUUGUAUGCAUUUUUCAUGCUGAAAAAGUCUCUGGACAGCAUCGGAAACUGGAAGAGUUUGAAAAAAAAAUUUAAGACGCAAACGCUUAUAAUUGCGAUUUGCCGCGUUUACAAGCGUUUUGCAUUUGAAACGCUGAUAAAAUCGACUGCUGAAUGCAAGUUUUCU